AUGUCUUCAAAGUGUGCGCGGAAAGCGAACCCAUACUUGGAUAUCGAGGCUAUCAUCGACAAUGAGGAGGAGGAGGAGGAGGAAGAAGAAGAAGAGGAGGAGGAGGAGGAAGAAGAAGAGGAGGAGGAGGAGGAGGAGGAGGAAGAAGAAGAGGAGGAGGAGGAGGAAGAAGAAGAAGAGGAGGAGGAACUGGCCGAGUUGCUCACCGACGUCCAACGCACUCAACAAGCUCGGGCGCGUCUUGAUAAUGCAUGUGUCAGCGAUGAUGCUGCUGAUGCAGAAGCCAUGGCCCAGUCUAUUAUGGAGAGAGACAUGGUGGCUAGACGUGCACAGCGGGCCUCGCAGUCGGGUGGCGCAGUCGUCUCUCUUGCCCCCGAUGGAAUCCACCUUCAAGCCACGGAAAAUGGUUUCCUCUCUCCUUGGGUGUGCAUCUCGCAUGGUACAUAUAAGCACGAUGUGGCCUUCAUGGAGUCGCGAGAGGACUCUCUCCUCCGCAUCUGGGUGGUUCUGCGCUUGCCUACUACAAAAAAGCGGCAGCACGGAAGAACUUCUCAGCAACUGAUGCCGCCAGCAUUACUGAAGGAGUUGUUCAGAGAGGCUGUGACAGAAAGCGAAGGUGAUCGGCUGAUACAUAUUCUCAAGGGCAAGAAGUUCAAAGGCGGCCUCCUGCAGCUCGAACUCACUUUGGACCGGGUGACUUUCGAUGUCCACGCGACUCGAAAUGACGUAUUCGUCUUUAAUGCGGCAAAAUUCGUGCCAAAGACAGCGAUAGCGAAGCUCAUUCUAUUCUGUGUUGACUUCAAACCGGCUGCAGGCACGCGUGUGAUCAUUAUACAGGGCGAGCAAUGCGGCCUCAUCGGUGUCGUGCAUUCAGUCAUUAAUGGACAGGCUACGCUAACCAAUCUCUACCACGAGAAGUUGGAUGACGAACUUUCAUCUCUCGUGCUACCUGUAACUCAGUUACACCCCCUUUGGGCAGUUGGCGAUGCGGUCAAAGUUAAGACGGGCCUCCAUGCGGGCUUGGAAGGGCAAGUGAUUGCCGUGGAUGAUUUCGAUGUCACAAUUGUUCACACGAACAAAGUCGAGCGAACUAGAAACCCAAUAAUGGGAGUCUUUCAUACUUCUUCUGUGUUGGAAACCUCUGAGCAUCAUGUGUUACCCUGGGAUCUCUUACUCCAGAGUCUGAGGCGGAAUGGACCUCAAUACAGCCAGGAAGAGGUGGAGAUGGAGCUUGCCCUCAAGCAUCCUGACCGACAGAAUCCCAACAUCGGGCGAGUGGUGCGUGUCAUCAAAGGCCCUUUGAAGGGAUUUGUGGGCACAUUGCGAAACAUCAUGUACCACGGCGAUUAUGAGGUUGAGCUUGAAGCCAAGCUUUUAACCUCGAGGGGCGUCCUCUUGUUCCGAAAGCCCAAGAUCGCAUUCCGGUCAGAAGAAAGGGGCAACAUCGACACAGCGGAGCGUGGUCCGCUCCCUGAGCGGCCUCGGACCCCAUUGGGCCACGAAUUAGAACCCACAUCACACGACACAGAUUCGGCGUGGGGGUAUUCGGUGAAACUUGAUGGACCCGAUGGAUUGACAUCUUCAGUCGAACCUAAUGGACCCAAUGGAUGGAUGCUGGAUGCGGCUGUGGCACCUGUGUUCCAUACUUAUCGCUUCAAGUUCAUGUGCACAGCCGGUCAACUCCAAGACAAGCUGAUGACCACGGUGAAGGGAGCCUCCCCAGUGGACGACCUCGCCAUAUUGCGACCAGGCCCUGGCGAUUAUGCGAUCGUGUGUAAGUGUGGCCCCAACUUCGGAGCGUACGGCAAAACAAUGCGGGGUGUGGCAGACCCGCUUGUUCUAGUACUGGAAGAAGGCGGCAGGACACUUAGGGUGGAUAGGGAUGACUUGGCCCAGCUUGUGUGCAAAUAA
Sparassis crispa is the source of this 1911-nucleotide messenger RNA. RefSeq lists its product as hypothetical. Bases 1 to 1911 code for a protein of 636 amino acids. The transcript has 10 exons. The record is from RefSeq and is a predicted model, not a curated record. Lineage: Eukaryota; Fungi; Basidiomycota; Agaricomycetes; Polyporales; Sparassidaceae.